AUGCAUGCUGACUUGGAUUCUCCAACAGUCAAGGUUCACAUCAAGUCCCGCGUCGUCACUGUCGAGGGCCCCCGUGGCAAGCUCGUGAAGGACCUGUCCCACUUGGCUGUCAACUUCUCCCAGCCGGUCAAGGGCACCAUCAACAUUGAGAUCCACCACGGCUCAAGAAAGAACGUUGCCACCCUCCGCACCGUCCGCACCCUCAUCAACAACCUGAUCAUCGGUGUCACCAAGGGCUUCAAGUACAAGAUGCGCUACGUCUACGCCCAUUUCCCCAUCAACGUCAACCUGGACAAGAGCUCCGAGACCGGUCUGUGGGAGGUCGAGAUCCGCAACUUCAUCGGCGAGAAGCUUGUCCGCCGCGUCGUCAUGCGCGAGGGCGUCGACGUUGCCGUCUCUACCACCCAGAAGGAUGAGCUCGUCCUCUCCGGCAACUCCCUUGAGGCCGUCUCCCAGUCCGCCGCCGACAUCCAGCAGAUCUGCAAGGUCCGCAACAAGGAUAUCCGUAAGUUCUUGGACGGCAUGUACGUCUCCGAGAAGGGCAACAUUGUUGAGGACGUUUAA
This is a messenger RNA of Colletotrichum spaethianum, 564 nucleotides long. RefSeq names its product 60S ribosomal protein L9-B. The transcript is spliced from 3 exons. Bases 1 to 564 code for a protein of 187 amino acids. Gene Ontology annotation, cellular component: ribosome; cytosolic large ribosomal subunit. Gene Ontology annotation, molecular function: rRNA binding; structural constituent of ribosome. NCBI's taxonomy places the organism in Eukaryota, Fungi, Ascomycota, Sordariomycetes, Glomerellales, Glomerellaceae. Gene Ontology annotation, biological process: cytoplasmic translation. The record is from RefSeq and is a predicted model, not a curated record.